Molecule: messenger RNA, 2915 nt
Organism: Archocentrus centrarchus (flier cichlid)
Lineage: Eukaryota; Metazoa; Chordata; Actinopteri; Cichliformes; Cichlidae
Gene: gtse1
Product: G-2 and S-phase expressed 1
Exons: 12
Coding region: 133-2187 (684 amino acids)
Cellular component (GO): cytoplasmic microtubule; microtubule cytoskeleton
Molecular function (GO): microtubule binding
Source: RefSeq, a predicted model, not a curated record
UUGAGUCGCGUGACCAGCAUCGCAGCAGAUUUGAAUUGUUUGUGAAAUUGUGUGCAUUCGUGUCGUUGUUUGAAUGCGAAGCAGAAAAGAUUUGAGUUUUCGGAGGAACUAGAGAGACGAACAAACUGCCGGAUGGACUGUCGAGCUAACAGCGAUGUGUUCUUUCUCCCCGAUGAGAAGUUUGACUUCGAUGUUUCCUUGUCACCUGCGAGCUCCAGAGGUGAUGAAGAUGAAGAUGAGGUGUUUGUGGGUCCUGUCAGGCAUAAGGAGAAGUGUGUUUCUGCUAAUGUGGGGUCUCCCCUCGAGGACCACGGCGUGACAUGGAGCCCUCUGACUGGAGAACAGCUGGAGGCUGUGUGUCAGGAAGCCCAUAGACUAGCAAGCCAGCUGCAAAGCACUGUACCACACAGCAAGGACACAGACACCACCAGUGUGACCAUGGACACCAUGACUGAGGGAGAGGAGUUUUUCCAGGAUGCUGACACCAAACUUGGUCUGCUGACUCAGACCAACAGUGUGCUCAGCCCCAUCAAACGGCAAACCUUCUGUGUGCAGGACAGUCCAUUUAAGCAGCUCCCGCCUAUUAUCCAGCACCACCUGCAGAGAGGCAGUGGCUCCAACGCCACUGCAGCAUCAUCUACCCGCCCCACUUCCAAAGGCCGACCCAGCACUUCCAGCCCUGUGGCUGAGGCCAAAGCUCAGCCCAGGACGGCGUUGCGAGGGAAAGUUGCACUGGGUGUUGCUAUUGUGCUGCCAAGUAAACCGACCAUCCCAGUGACUUCCUCUUCAACCAGCAAGAGCAGAGUGGAAAAGACCAAACUGCAACCACCCAAAAGAGCUGCGGGUAGUUGGAGGAGAAGCCCAUCUUCUUGUCCUUCUAGCAGGCCAGAGUCCUCAGAGGAUUUGUUCUCUGAUUCGGCAAGCGUGGCCUCUGACAUCAGUGAUUCCUCCCUCAACUCAAGUCUGUUGGGAAAACGCACAUUGGCUCUGCCCACCAAGCAGAGUGGAGUGAGAAACCUGUCAGGUGGGAAGGCACUGCCUCUUCAGACCAGGAGAAAGAACACAUCCUCGUCUUCCUCAUCUGUAUCGAGCUUCAACUCCAGCAUAUCACUUUCCCCUGCUAAAGGCAAACUGAACUCUUCCGUGAACCGGAGUGUGAGCAGCUCCACUGGCCCUGCCCCCCGCAAUGUGAACAGUCUCAGCAGGCCACGCCGGUCCACUAUCUACAAUGCUGUAGAGUCAGUGUCCUCCACAGCUGCCGGCCGCCGCUCACUAUCCACUCAGGCCAAGAAGCUGUCUGAGGCAGAGUGUAUCAAAGAUGCAAGAUCCACUCCUCAGAAGAGAGCUGAAGCCACGCCCUCCAAGAGAUCUGCCUCCAGCCUCACCAACACCUCCACAAGCCGGCUGCAGAGCGGGCUGAAGGCCAAACCUAAACCUGAGGCUGUGGUCCCACCUACUCCCACCACAGGAGGCAAAGGAGUCCGCCAUACAAAUGAAAUCUCGAAGGUGUUGAAGCCAAAGAGGCUGAUAUCACUUAACGGCAUGGACAGUGUUCCUCAAAAGCCAUCUACUGGUCCAGUGACACCCUCUAUUAGCUGCAAGUCUCUGCCUACAAAGGCACGGCGCCCCUCUGCCCUCCCUACCCCGGUUAGACGCAAGGCUUCACUCAUUCCCUCUGCAACGCCCAAACCACCAGCCAUCUCUGAUCAUGUCCCCACCCCCAACUCGUGUACAAAGUGGCACAGCUGUAGCCCCACCCUCAAAGACACACGAGUGGAGGAGGAGGAGCAUGUUGCGGCACCUGACAUCCAGCCCUUCUGUCUGGAUGAGGAGGAGCCCCCUACCACCACGCCCUCAAACACACAACAGACUGACCAGUCGGAGCAUAUGGAUGCUGGAGCACUGAUUCUGGAUGAGUCGGCACCAAGUCGAAAUCUGAUUGAACUGGAACCUACAGAGGAGAACAGCAGCAAGAGACAGGAGGUUCUCCUUGUGGAUCUUCCACCCCCGACUCUGUCCCCUCAAGAGAAGCUGCUCAUUGACUUGACCAACACGCCUGACCUGAUCCGGACCAAUAAUAAGACCUGCAAUGGAACUCAGCUGAUUGAUUUGAGCUCUCCGCUUAUCAAGUGGAGUCCUGAGGACAAGACUGAGAACACUGCCCCUCUCAUCAACCUCUCCUUCUGAGCCUCAUCUUCAAGUUGGAUCUCUGCAGACUACUGGACUCACCACCUUAUUCUCUUCAAAAACUCUUAAUAAUCCAACUGAUUCAGAGUUUCUAAUCAGUUUCUUUCCUAAAGCAGAGUAUUAUGUUUUACAUAAAAGAUUCUGAAGUUUCUCUGCACCUGAUUGUACUUUUAGUCUUGAUUGUGCUGCUUAUUGUUGAAUAAAUCUUGUUAAUGUCACUGUAAACACUCAUGUGCUUCUGACUUUCUAAGCUUAUUUUAAGACAAAUGAUUUAAACAUUUUCACUGUUGAUUUAGAUCAAGUUUGCUGUGAGUCCAGAGUCAAAGGUGAAGAUGGUUUGUUUUGAAUUGAAGUCCAAAUUGAGCUGCAUUAAAACCUGCAGAGUAAGUAGCUGCCAGCAGGACAGUGUUUCACCAUCAGUGAGGAGUUCUUUGAGCUGCAGUUUGACAGGAUUGUCACUGGGCUGGCAGACAUGGAGUCUUACAGUACGUGGCCACACAUGAAGCUGUGGAACGGUGACGUCCGCCUCGGCCGCUCUGUUCAAGGUGUUGGGGCAACAUGGCGGCUUCCGCAAAGCUGUGCCCGCUUCUGUUUAUUUUUAAUGGAUUAAUUCUGAGUUUGAGAAUGCAUCAGUUUGUUACACGAGGUAAUUACGUACUAAUCAGUGUAUGUUUGUGAGUAAAACAUUUUUUUUGUUUUUGUUCGCCCAAUAAAUAACCUCAAAUGUC